Molecule: messenger RNA, 378 nt
Organism: Coregonus sp. 'balchen'
Lineage: Eukaryota; Metazoa; Chordata; Actinopteri; Salmoniformes; Salmonidae
Source: the annotation of a GenBank genome assembly
AUGCGCUUGGAGCUGUGUGUGGUUCUAUACAUCAUGCCACUGCUGGUCUGUGUGUUCUGCUACCUGAACUUCAUCCUCAUCCUCAAUAGGACCCCCAACCUUCGUGCAGAGAAAAGGAAGAGAGCCGUCGAAAUGUCAAUGGGGACUCUACUGGUUUUUGUUGUCUGCUUCCUGCCCUAUAAUGUCACCCAUAUACAGGGGUUCAUCAUCCAAGAUGACGUGGGGUGGCGGCUCUAAGCUCUGCUCCUGACCCUGGUCAACACCGUCCUGGAUCCUGUGACGUUCUACUUCUCCUCCUCCACAUUCCAGGCCACCAUGAAGAGGAUCCUGACUGGGAAGCGAAGGAACAGCUCCCCUGGUGUCUUCAUAACAGAUUGA